GCUCCUGUGUCCCAAUUUGAUGGCCCCAGCCACCAGAAGAAAGUGGUGCCAUGGAUGGAUGUUUAUGCCCGUGCCACAUGCCAGCCCAGGGAGGUGGUGGUGCCUCUGAGCAUGGAGCUCAUGGGUAAUGUGGUCAAACAACUAGUGCCCAGCUGUGUGACUGUGCAGCGCUGUGGUGGCUGCUGCCCUGACGACGGCCUGGAAUGUGUGCCCAUUGGGCAACACCAAGUCCGAAUGCAGAUCCUCAUGAUCCAGUACCCGAGCAGUCAGCUGGGGGAGAUGUCCCUGGAAGAACACAGCCAAUGUGAAUGCAGACCAAAAAAAAGGGACAGUGCUGUGAAACCAGAUAGGGCUGCCAUACCCCACCACCGCCCCCAGCCCCGCUCUGUUACGGGCUGGGACUCUGCCCCGGGAGCACCCUCCCCAGCUGACAUCAUCCAUCCCACUCCAGCCCCAGGACCCUCUGCCCACGUUGCACCCAGCGCCGUCAGCGCCCUGACCCCCGGACCUGCCGCUGCCGCUGCAGACGCCGCAGCUUCCUCCGUUGCCAAGGGCGGGGCUUAGAGUUCAACCCAGACACCUGCAGGUGCCGGAAGCCUCGAAAGUGACAAGCUGCUUUUCAGACAGACUGCAGGGCCAUUUGCCUCACAGGCCCCAUCUUAGUGGGAGAAGACAGGAGCAUAGAACCAACUCAGACUGGGAGGAAGCUGUCCCAGGACCUGGACCUUUUAGAGAACUCUCCUGUGAUCCUUUGUCUCCUAGCACUGCCAUCUAACAGUUGGCAAGGAGCCUCAUAUCUCUCCUUAGGGGGAACAGGGUACUUACUAGCUUAGCUAACCACCCCAGGCUAGUGAGCAUCUUCUGGCUGCUCUGCUUCCCCUCACUAUGAAGACCCCAAACCUCUGCAAAUGGGAUUUGGGCUGUUAUGAUAAAUGUGACACCCCCCACCCCAUCCUGAUAAAAAAGAUCGAAGGCACUA
Messenger RNA from Cricetulus griseus (Chinese hamster), 979 nucleotides. Lineage: Eukaryota; Metazoa; Chordata; Mammalia; Rodentia; Cricetidae. The record is from RefSeq and is a predicted model, not a curated record.